This is a messenger RNA of Juglans regia (Persian walnut), 1187 nucleotides long. RefSeq lists its product as uncharacterized. NCBI's taxonomy places the organism in Eukaryota, Viridiplantae, Streptophyta, Magnoliopsida, Fagales, Juglandaceae. The transcript is spliced from 2 exons. Bases 50 to 439 code for a protein of 129 amino acids. The record is from RefSeq and is a predicted model, not a curated record.
AGAGGUGGUGCUGUGGAAGGUGUCGAGGUUCUCCCGGAGUUGGCACCCGAUGAAGGUGAGAGUCCGCACCUUAGGAGCCUGUGAAGGCGGGACCCCACGGGUCAGUUCUAGCUUCGACAAGGCCCAGGCUAAGGCCAUUACUCGGGAAUCCGACAAACUUAAAAUUUUCUUUGCUUCGGGGGUAGAUCAGCUAGCUGCCUUAAUCGUGGACGAGAGGGUGGAGCUGGAAGAGGAAAUUCGAGCAUUGCGGUCCCUCGCCAUCCUUGCCCGGCUGGAGGUUCUCAAGGCAAACGUAGAGAGAGAAGAGGUCGAGAAGGCCUUCGACAUGGUGUACUCCAGCCGGCAGAAGAAGAAGGAAAAGGAGAAGAUCGCAGAGCUUCGUUGGGAAAAGGCCCUCAUCCGAGACGACUUGGCCAGAUCUCAGGGAGAGGACGAUUAAUGCCUUCGCGAGAUUAAGCUUCUAGAGGAGGAGUGUGACUACUUGCGCGACCUGUGGGACUACAAGGAGGCUGAGCUAGUGGAGCUCCGUAACUCGUGUCGCGACCUUGAAGGCAAGAAGGUGAAGUUGCUCAAGUCGUAUGACUCAGACGUGAGGACCCAUAAUUGGCUACACAAAACGUAUAUGGACCUCACAAGGUCCUGAAAGCUCAAGUCUUCCCAGCUUGAACCUCGGGUUAAACAAGUUUGGGACCUAGAAUCCGAAUUGUUUAUGGUCAUACGAGCUGCAGUCGUGGGAUCAGCAGGUGGAUGCCUUGCAAUCUAGCUUGGAUUUUUCCCUAGAAGAGUUGGCCUCUCACAACCUGCAAGUCAAGGGCCUUUAGAUCUGAGUUGGUUGACUCCCAAAGGGCCACCGCACGUCUUUCGACGCAUAUGGCUGCCGCAAAGAGGGUCCGCAACUAGGCUUGGGCUUACGACUAUAAGGAGGUCUUGGACCUCAAUGACCAUGUGCUGGAGAGUCCUCAUGUCUAUCCAACUAGACAUUGGACCUAAUGUCUCUCCAGCUAGACCGUCGGGCGCUGCACUACGUGAACACUACGGGGAAGGACUUGAUACCCGACGCUUUCUCGGACUCUGAUCCAGAUUCUUAAGUGUUCAUAUAUAUAUUUCAGCUUUUCGUUCUGUUGUGCUCGUGUUUUUUAUUUUUUGCAAACUACUGUCAUUCAAAUGUAUAUUAGAUAUUAAUGAAG